AUGGACGGGGCGGACGUGUGGGCCAAGACCUUGGCCCAGCUGAUGGCCCAGACGAAGCCCCAGGACACCUGGGAGCUGGUCCCCCAGGAGAACCUGGCCUCGGGGCACCUGGACAGCAGUGGUUUCCAGUACCGGCUUCGGGGGCUCUCGAGGCUCCAGUGCGGCCGCUGCCAGUGGGGCUGGGCCUCAGCCCACGUGCACGUGCUCUUCCACCUGUGGUGGGACGAGGCCAGUCGGCGCGGGCUGGUCAAGAUGCGGGUCUGGGGCCAGCGGUGCCUGUGGUGCCCGCCCGGAGGGGCCGAGUGCCGCGUCAGCCUGCUGAACGUGCGCCUCUUCCUGGGCAAGCUGGUGCGGUUCAUUGCGCAAAAGUGCUACGCAGAGGGUCCCGGCUCCGACCAGGGCCCCGAGGUCUGCUUUGGCGAGCACUGUGAGGCCUGCGACCUGGGGGUCUGCUUUUUCCAGCAGCUGCCUGACCCCGCCUGGGGGCCCGAGGGCAGGAGCCCCGGCAGCAUCAAGGGCAGGUUCACCUUGUACUCCAGUGGCGACGAAGCUGCCCCCGCUGCCGACAGGCAGCUGCGCACGCUGGGCCGGGGGCCGCUAGUCGACCGCCCCGGGGGCUGCACCCCCAACGCCAUCGCCGUUCCCCUGUACGCAGCCGACUUCAUCAGGAGCCCCAUCGCCGAGGGCAGGGACUUCUGCGGCCAGGCCGAGGAGGUCAUCACCAUCCCCUUCUCCCUCGGGCGCAGGGCCCGGGGGCUGGCAGGUGAGCCCGCAGGCGGGCGGCACAUCAUCGGCAGGGGCUCCCUCUACCUGCCCGCCAGCUCCAAGGCCACGUCCAAGGGCAGACGCUUCCCGGUGAACAUCAAAGCCCCCGUCUUCCACGGCAAGGGGCUCCUGCUCAGUGGCGCGAAGGCAACCACGGGCUUCAUCUACAAAGGGCUCGGCUGCGUGUCUGAACCCGACGAGGGCGAGGACGGGGAUGAGGACGAGGAUGGGGACACCGACUGGGGCGCCCGGUCCAGCAGCACCAGGCUUGUCCCGGCUGGAGCCAGCCCGCGGCCCAUGACCUACAUCGUCGGCCUCAUGGACAGUGGGGGGGGCUCGGUCACCUUCCCCUCCUCUUUGACUGACGUGCUCCUGGAAGACGCCGACCCGUUCGACCUGGUCCACGGCUCCCUCACCUUCCCGUUCAUGUUUGCCUACGAGGGCCGAGCGGUGGCCUCCUCUGCCAGCGGCCCUGAAGGCAGAGGGCAGGUGGCUGGUGGCUGCAGCCCCCCUGCCGCGGGCCGUGAGCGCCUCCUGGGGACCGAUGCGGGCAGCUGGGUGCCCCUGGGCGAGGGCUCCAUCACUGUCCCCUUCUCUAUCUUCAGUGUUAUCCAAAGCAAGAGCUCCGGGAGCAAGGCCAGGGGCCCUCAAGGCGAUGGCCUGGUGCCCUGGGGCUCGUCCAAGAAGCCGAAGCAACCGGGGCCCUGGGCGGCCAGGUUCCGCCUUCCGCCCCCCGGGGACGAGGGCUUCUGCUGGGCUGAGGGCUUCUGCUUCGACCCCUACGAAGAGGUCUGGAUCUGGGUCUCACUGGCCGUUUGCGUCCUCUGGAUAAUGUACCUCUGCAAGUUCAGCCCCGACCGCUCCCCAUGGGUAUGA
Messenger RNA from Rangifer tarandus platyrhynchus (Svalbard reindeer), 1641 nucleotides. Lineage: Eukaryota; Metazoa; Chordata; Mammalia; Artiodactyla; Cervidae. The record is from the annotation of a GenBank genome assembly.